Acanthoscelides obtectus is the source of this 604-nucleotide messenger RNA. The record is from the annotation of a GenBank genome assembly. Lineage: Eukaryota; Metazoa; Arthropoda; Insecta; Coleoptera; Chrysomelidae.
AUCCUUAGAGGCCUCCUGCUGCUUCACGACCUUCAAGUUUACAAAUCAGUUUGUCCAGUACUUUGUUUCCAUUUUCUGGAAUUGUUAUUGGGGCUGUCUUUAUUUGCAAUAUUACCGAGAUAUGAAGCCAAGGUAUCGCAUUUGGCCGAGAACGGGGGUUACGAUUGCUCGCUCCCCAUUCCCACCAAACUAUCAGUUCAGGGUACAUUCGUGCUCGUUCAAAUACAAUACACUUAGCCUUUUGCACAUUAGAAGUAAGCACCAGCGAUCAUAGCAUGGAAAGUUCUUCUCCAUUGCCCACUUUGCUCUCACGAUGUCAGCACUUCUACUGCUUGCUGAUGUUUAAAAAUGAUUCUAUUGAUAUUCGGAAUAAUCCUUUGGAGUACAUUUCAUAUAUAUUCUCAAUAUAAUUGUCAAGUAUAAGGUGUUUUCUCAUCCUUCGAGACUAUCUUGAAUGUCCGUUUCACUAGCCUCGGCAUUACUAACCAUGUUCUGCAGGAAUUUUUAUUAGGGCUGGUUUCUUUUUUUAGAAACCACUGAAUCUUGGAGGGUUUUUUGUUAUGAUUUAUUUCAACCUGCAUAAUGUUUGAAAACUCCCUUAAUU